Lithohypha guttulata is the source of this 2076-nucleotide messenger RNA. It is a transcript of the gene DUR3, whose product is annotated as urea active transporter. The transcript has 5 exons. Gene Ontology annotation, biological process: putrescine transport; spermidine transport; urea transmembrane transport. Gene Ontology annotation, cellular component: plasma membrane. Gene Ontology annotation, molecular function: putrescine transmembrane transporter activity; spermidine transmembrane transporter activity; urea transmembrane transporter activity. The coding region runs from base 1 to 2076 and encodes 691 amino acids. The record is from RefSeq and is a predicted model, not a curated record. NCBI's taxonomy places the organism in Eukaryota, Fungi, Ascomycota, Eurotiomycetes, Chaetothyriales, Trichomeriaceae.
AUGGCAGACGUUUCGAGAGUCGGUCCCCCUCUUAGUCAAGCCACUGGUUAUGGCAUUAUCCUUGGACUAGGGUUCGCGUUCGCGCUUGGUAUGAUCGCGACGACAUGGGCACUCAAACGUUACCAUAACGAGGUGCAAACAUCCGAGGCAUUCUCGACUGCUGGCAGGACGGUGAAGUCUGGCCUGGUGGCUAGUGCCGUCGUCAGUAGUUGGACCUGGGCAGCCACGUUAUUACAGUCAUCAGGUGUCGCCUACAACUAUGGUGUCUCCGGUCCUUUCUGGUACGCUUCAGGUGCAACAGUCCAAAUCAUUCUCUUUGCAACACUCGCUAUUGAGCUCAAAAGGCGGGCUCCGAAUGCUCAUACCUUUCUCGAGGUUGUCCGAGCUCGAUAUGGCAAAUUCACUCACAUCGUUUUCCUCAUAUUUGGUCUGAUGACCAACAUCCUCGUCACAGCCAUGUUGCUCACUGGCGGUUCUGCUGUAGUGGAGUCGCUUACCGGUGUGCCAACAGCUGCAGCUUGUUUCUUACUGCCUAUUGGCGUAGUGCUCUACACAAUGUUUGGCGGUAUCAAGGCGACCUUUUUGACAGAUUACGUCCACACUGUCAUUAUUCUCGUUAUCAUUCUUCUCUUUGCGUUCACAACAUACGCCACAAGUGAACUCCUUGGCUCCCCCAGCGCUGUAUACAAUGCGUUGGUCGCUGCUUCAGAGGCCCAUCCAGUUGAGGGCAAUGCAGAGGGCAGCUAUUUAACUAUGCACUCUAGGGAGGGAAUCGUGUUUUUCUGCAUCAACAUCGUUGGUAACUUCGGCACCGUCUUCUUGGAUAACGGGUACUAUAACAAAGCCAUCGCUGCGUCACCAGUCGACGCUCUACCUGGCUAUGUUAUGGGUGGCAUUUCCUGGUUCGCCAUACCUUGGCUGUGUGCUACGACUAUGGGCUUGGCAGCUUUGGCACUAGAGAACAAUCCUGUCUUUCCAACUUAUCCUGGACGGAUUCCUGUACACGAGGUCUCAGCAGGUCUGGUCUUGCCUCAUGCGGCGACAGCCCUUCUCGGCAAGGGAGGUGCCUCGGCGACACUCCUACUUAUCUUCAUGGCAGUGACAUCAGCCAUGUCGGCCGAGCUCAUUGCUGUCUCCUCAAUUUUCACCUACGACAUCUACCAGACCUACAUUAAUCCGCAAGCUAGCGGCAGAUUCUUGAUCAGAAUGUCACAUGUUUCUUGUGUGGUGUACUCUAUCAUUAUGGCAGGUUUCUCUACAGGACUCUAUUAUGCAGGCGUCGGCAUGGGCUAUAUUUAUCUCAUGAUGGGUGUUAUAAUCUCAGCAGCCGUCAUACCAGCCACUCUGACACUGACUUGGAAGGGUCAGAAUUGGUACGCGGCUGCAUUCUCACCACUCUUAGGCCUGGUCUGCUCGCUCACUGCUUGGCUGGUCACGGCAAAGAAACAGUGUAAUGCCUUGGACGUCCUAUGUACUGGCUCGAACAACCCUAUGUUGGCAGGCAAUGUCGCUGCACUGCUUUCUCCAAUUGUGUUUGUUCCAGUUCUUACUUACGCCUUCGGGCCUCAGAAUUACGACUGGUUAUCAAUGAAAAACAUCCGUCGAGGAGAUGACAGCGAAAUUGUUCGAAGAAGCAGUGUGGCCAGUGGUGCUGUCGAUCCUGAGCUCGUUCCAGGAUCUGAGCAUCGAACGCAAGCUGUUGAAGAUGCUGAGGUUGCUCACCUUAACAAAGUCGCCAAGAUGGCACGUUAUUUGACCAUCUUCAUGACCAUCGCCUUGCUCGUCCUGUGGCCGAUGCCGAUGUACGGAAGCAAGUACGUCUUUAGCAAAAGAUUCUUUACUGGUUGGGUGGUCGUAGGCAUACUGUGGCUUCUCGUCAGUUGCUUCUGCGUCGGUAUCUUCCCUGUCUGGCAAGGACGAAAGACCGCCGCUCAUACCAUCAAAUCGAUGUAUCUGGAUCUUACUGGAAAGAGGCGACCUCCUAUUCAAGGACGUGUGCAGGAGGUCAACGAAGAGUACAGUGGUACUGUUACUCCUACAGAGAAGUCUGUUGUGGAAGCAACGAAGACUGGAUAA